Cutaneotrichosporon cavernicola is the source of this 1062-nucleotide messenger RNA. RefSeq lists its product as uncharacterized. Gene Ontology annotation, cellular component: cytoplasm. Lineage: Eukaryota; Fungi; Basidiomycota; Tremellomycetes; Trichosporonales; Trichosporonaceae. The transcript has 2 exons. Bases 1 to 1062 code for a protein of 353 amino acids. Gene Ontology annotation, molecular function: 2-oxoglutarate-dependent dioxygenase activity. The record is from RefSeq and is a predicted model, not a curated record.
AUGGCUCCAACCGCAGUCGAGACCAACCCGGUCACCACCGUCGAGUCGCUCAAGACUCAGCUCGCAUCCACCCCCCUCGUGGAUCUUCGUGCCUACCCACACUUUGACAAUACGCCUGGUAUCGGUACCGAAUUCCGUUCUGGCGGCCUGCAGAUCGCCGACAUUCUAUCGGACCAGGCCAAGCUUGCUGCUCUGGCCCGCCUGGUAUCCGAGCGCGGUGUCGUCUUCUUCCGCGAAGCGGACAUCACUCCCGACGAGCAAAAGACCCUGGUCCAAGCUCUUGGUGAGGUGGGCGGCAAACCACCCUCAUCAAAGCUACACGUGCACCCCCUCACCCUUCCGGGCCAAGUGGAGGGUGACGAGAUCAGCAUUGUCAGCAACAAGUUUGUCUUUGGCGAUAAGUUUAAGCAAUCAGACGGCGAUAUCCGGAACCGCCGACGCGGUCGGGACCAGUGGCACUCGGACAUUACGUUUGAGAAUGUGCCCUCGGACUAUGCGAGUCUUGUGAUACGUACCCUCCCCACAGUGGGGGGCGAUACACUCUGGGCGUCGGCGUACGAUGCCUAUGAUCGCUUGAGUGCGCCUCUCCAAUCUUUCCUCGAGAGCCUGAAAGCGGAACAUUCGGGCGAGAACUUUCUGCGUCUCAACGCCGUGUAUGGCGGGAACCCAGUCCGCGAGCCCCGCGGUGCGCCCGAGAAUGUGGGGCAGGACCUGCUUGCGGUCCACCCGGUGAUCCGUACCAACCCCGUCACGGGAUGGAAGGGCUUGUUCGUCAACAAGGCAUUCACGACCCGUAUCCUUGAGCUUAGCAAGAGCGAGAGUGACGCGCUGUUAGAGUUCCUGUUCGACCACGUUAGCGCCAACCACGACAUACAGGUGCGGUUCCGGUGGGAGAAGAACAGCCUCGCUAUCUGGGAUAAUCGGUCGACGUUCCAUGCUGCCACGGCUGACCUCGAUGGCGUCCUGCGGGAGGGUACCCGUUCUGUGUCGCUUGGCGAGCGGCCGUUCUUCGACCCUCAGAGUAGGAGCCGGCGCGAGGAUCUCGAGGCGCGGGCAAAGUAG